CACGGACAACAUGGCGGCGGUGUCGGGGGCCGGGGCUGCGGGCGGCUCUGCCAACGCCGGGGGCCCGGAGAUGGUGCGGGGCCAAGUGUUCGACGUGGGGCCCCGCUACACCAACCUCUCCUACAUCGGCGAGGGGGCCUACGGCAUGGUGUGUUCUGCCUAUGAUAACGUCAACAAAGUUCGAGUUGCUAUAAAGAAAAUCAGUCCUUUUGAGCAUCAGACAUACUGCCAGAGAACUCUGAGAGAGAUUAAGAUCCUACUGCGCUUCAGGCAUGAGAAUAUUAUUGGAAUAAAUGAUAUUAUCAGAGCUCCAACUAUUGAACAAAUGAAAGAUGUAUACAUUGUGCAAGAUCUUAUGGAGACAGAUCUUUACAAGCUCUUAAAGACUCAACACCUCAGCAACGACCACAUUUGUUAUUUUCUUUACCAAAUUCUGAGAGGGUUAAAAUAUAUCCAUUCAGCCAAUGUGCUUCAUCGUGACCUCAAACCUUCAAAUCUGCUGCUUAACACCACUUGUGAUCUCAAGAUUUGUGACUUUGGACUGGCUCGUGUUGCAGAUCCAGAUCAUGAUCACACAGGAUUCUUGACAGAAUACGUGGCCACACGUUGGUACAGGGCUCCUGAAAUCAUGCUGAAUUCUAAGGGUUACACCAAGUCUAUUGACAUCUGGUCAGUAGGCUGUAUUCUGGCAGAGAUGCUCUCCAACAGACCCAUCUUUCCAGGAAAACACUACCUUGACCAACUUAACCAUAUCCUUGGUAUAUUUGGAUCCCCUUCCCAAGAAGAUUUGAAUUGUAUAAUAAAUUUAAAGGCCAGAAACUACUUGCUUUCCCUACCACACAAAAACAAGGUACCAUGGAACAGGCUGUUCCCAAAUGCUGACCCCAAAGCGCUUGAUUUGUUGGAUAAAAUGUUGACCUUUAAUCCUCAUAAGCGGAUUGAAGUGGAGCAAGCUUUAGCCCAUCCGUAUCUGGAGCAGUAUUAUGAUCCAAGUGAUGAGCCUGUAGCUGAAGCACCCUUCAAGUUUGAUAUGGAGUUGGAUGACUUGCCGAAGGAAAAGCUGAAAGAACUAAUUUUUGAGGAAACUGCUAGAUUCCAGCCAGGAUAUCGAUCUUAAAUUGUGCAUAGGGCAAGGACUUAAAGGACUGGGCGUGCUCAAACGUUGCUGUUCCUCUUCCCAGUUCUUUAUUGUUGGUCAUGUCUUGUGGCCUCUCUCAGCUUAUCCACUAACUCCUUUGAGCCAUUCAGGAGGGCAGUUCCUGGUAGUUUUGGCUUUUCAUGCUUUCAAUGAAUCUUUUAAGCCUGAAGAAUUGUAAUUGACACUCCUAUGCGUAAUGCCCAUUGUUGACCUGUUGCAGUACUGUACUGUAAGUGCACCUACUGCUGGCCGUAUUUUAACUGCUUGCUUUCUGGUUUGAAAGAUGCAGUGGUUCCUUUCACUCCUGGAUCAAUAUCCAAGAAGAUCAUUCAUUAACCUGUAAGAAGUUUACACCAUGAACUAUGUUUUUCUGACUUUACUGAAGUCGCUGGCAUUUUUUUAGAAAAGCUACUAUUCAGGGCACUUUAAGUCAGUGACAUCCCAGAUUUUUUUUGCACUUCCUUUUUAAAUAGAAAUGGUUAGCAUCCAGCGGAGUUUAUACCAUUAUGCUAUGGAUUACAGCAUAAGUCGUGUUCAUGUUAAUCUUGCUUAUGCACUUGUUUGGGUGUCCUGUGCUGUACAUACAGGUAUUCUAUACAGCGUAAGAGCCACAUAGGAACCCAACUUAAUUGAAUUCAUCUAAGACACAUUUUUUCCAUGUAUUGACAAAAUUUGUACCUUUUUCUCCCUGCCUUUUCUAAAAGAGAUCAUUUAAAGUUUAACCAUGUUGGAGGCAUAGUACUUCCAAAGUUCAUACCACGUAGUAGUGUUUAGAAGACUUGUGCAAAGAGAAUGAGUGGCAGCUCGCCAACUUAUAUUUACUCACCGUGUGGUGGAAGAUUAACAAAGAACAUAAUGGCAUGAUGAUCUAAUGGUGAAUGCUUUUCUCUGUGGAAGGCAUCCAUAUGUGGUGGCAAGCGAGAAACCAAAAUAUGAUGUUAAUAAACUCAGUCUGCAUCCUGCAUACCAAUGAAAUGCUUCAAAUGAGGAUUGAUAGUUUUUACAUUUGAAUCUAAUCACUGACAUUCAGAAUUCUUGCAGAGAGGAACACUGCAUCUUUAAAUGAGAAAGUUUGAUUUUACUUUUGCUCCUACAGCAUGUCAGCAUCUCAAGUUCAUUUCUUGCAACCUACACUAUGGUGAUUUGUAAUCAAGCCUCCAUGAGCUCGUGACAUGAAGUACUGUUCUGUUGUCAAGUACUAUCAAACUUUUCUGAUAAUGCUGAGUUAGGACAACCAAACAAAGCUAGCACUAAAUAAUGUUUAAAAUUGUAUACCUUUUAAUGAUCUUUUCAAGUAUUUGUUACUGAAAUUGUAUAAUGUGGAGUUUACUAGGUGUUAUGUUCCAGUGCAGUGCCUCCUUUUCUUUCCCCACUGCUCUCUGUGGUGAGAAAUUUGCCUUGUUUAAAAUAAUUACUGUGCCCUCGCAUGACUGUUAAAGCUUUCUGUGCAAAGAUGAUUGUCUAAGUGCCACAUGCCUAUGAUUGAGAAAAAAAUAAUCUAUUGUUACCUCUGAGUUGUGUUCAACUGAAAUGCUAUUCAACAAAUAACUUAGGAAAAAUAGUUCUAUUUUUAGCUUUUCAUAUCUCUGCUGUCUUUUUCUCAUUUUAUUUUGGCAGCAGUGAAGAAUGGAUUGUAUAAAGACUGCUUGCUAAUAUGAACAAAAUGCACUUGUAAUUCCUGGAAAUAAAUUUAAAUCUUAUAUCUUCACGUUAACAUUAAGAAUUAAUUUUUGGUUUCAUCUUGGGUAAUGUGUUUGAAUGGAAAUCAGGUUCAAUUGCUACUGUAGUAUAUAAGGAUGCUUGCUGGUUAAUAACUCCAGGCUUCCUCAUACCAUUUAGUCUGCUCUUCAAAGAAAUCUAGAAAGCCAUUAACUAUAGACUUCAAUAGAUAAGGGUGCUUACAAGAUUCCAUUUCAAAAUUUUCUUUUUCCUCUAGUUUAAGUGUUAGUCUGCCAAAACUAAUUUUUAAUAAGCAAGGGUUCAUCAUUAAAGGGCAUUUUCUCUUAGGAAGUUCCUGUGGUACAUAAAUCUCUGUUGCGGGGAGCAUAUUAAGAGCAUUGUCAGGACACUGCACAAGUGAUCAUGGAAUCGUGGUAUGGAACCUAUGCGAAAAACAUUUCUAUAGAAAUAUGCACUUGACUGUUGAUACUAGUGUAGAAAUUUCUCUUGACAUUUCUACACUUCUUUACCAAAACGCUUUUCUCACUCAGUUUUGAAAAGUUGAAAUAUUUCUAGAAUCUCUGCUACUUGUAUGAUCAUCAUUACUACAGGAGUCAUUUUUGGCAUGGUUGGAAAGACGACUGUUACUGAAAUUAGUUUGUAACACCUCAGUUUUAAUUUAUUAAGGGAGAACUUUGGCAGCUUACUUCAUCCUUCUCUUUCCUGAUUCUUUUUUUAAUACUUUCUUUAAUUUUGGAUUUUGGGGGAGGUGUAGACUUACCUUCCGUUCUGUCUCCCCGAGUGAGAAGCCGAGGGUUUGCUUUACCUAACAUCUGGUGCUUUGGGGCUUUCUUCCUUAGCUAUUCUUGCUGAAUCCGGUUGGCAUCCAUCACUAUCGGUAACCACAUUCACCAAUCUUCUACUGAAUUCAGUAAACGUUGUUGGGUUGAAUUUGUUGAUGCGUCAAAUGCAGAAGCAUGAUUUUUUUUUUUAAUCAGAUUUUGGAAAUAGUUUAAAAGAAGGUGCCUAUAACAACACUGUGUUAGGUCGGUUAUUUCAUCAUUUUACAUUGUUUUGGGUUUUUUUGCCUUCAUGUAGUUUUUAUAUUUUAGAGCGGAGAACAGCAACUCUUAAUCAAAGUAACAUGCAUAUUUCAUGGUAAAGAUGUUUUGGGAAUAAGGAAUGUAAACGGUUCACUGUCAAAAACAUUCCAACCUUACAGCUGAAGAAAAAUAUGCAAACAUAAAAUUCUCAUGGAUGCUUUGGCAAACAAGCAUCUUACUGCUGCCCUGACUGUCGCCAGACUCUUCCUCAUCAAUAUCGCACGUUAUAUCAAAUCUGAAGUGUACAACACACUACAUGGGCUGAGCGGUGUGGUGCACUGGGAGCUUUCAGGAGUAGCAGUGAUGACGUAAUGCAGCAGUGGCCAAAUGAAACCCAAGGAGUUGAGCAUGGUUUUCCUUACAGAAUGAGAAAAAGAAAAACCUGUUGUUGCUGCCCACUGUAAUAUGCUAUGAUAUAUUUAUACCAUGUCGAAGUUGUUUGCUGAGCAACUGUACUAUAGAUUUAAACUUUAUUAAUAUAUAUUUGCUUAUGUUAGUGUAGUUUAUAUAGUCCUUGGUUAUUGAUAAAUUUAUUGUGUUGUUACAGCACAGUGAUAUGGUAUAAAUAUAAGUCUAUACAUACACACCAUAUACCAUGAAUUUGGUCCCUUGCAUAGUACUUUUAUAUUUGUACAGCAAUGUCUUCAAGCAAUCCCAGAUUUUAGGGGAAAUAUUUUUGUAAAUGCAGUGGUUUAAACAAAAAAGUCCAAACAAUCCUUUUACUAAGUUUUAAAUACAUUUGUGGUUCAAAAUGGUUUAGUUAACGAUUGAAAUCAAGACACUAAAUUAGUGAAAAGUGCACAUUAGUAAAGUGAAGCUUACAGUGGUUUUUGUAGCAUGUGCUGUGAUCAAACUAAGUGAAACAUUGGAGGAAAUGUAAAAGUUGGACUACCUUUGUAAAUCUAGAACAAAUUUCUAAAGGUUGCAGCUGGUUUACUUACUAUUGUUGCCUUUUCUUGUGUUGUAUCAGUGUAGAGCACUCUUAAAAAUACUCAAACUGCUUUGUCUUUGCUUUGUACUGUUGGUGCCUUCUUAGUCAUGUACCCCACAAGUCCUGCAUAGCUAAUUUAGUUAAUGGUAAGUUUAAAAUAAAAAAGCAAAGGAAGAUUUUAUAAAAAAAAAAAAAAAAAAUCAUUUUCUGUAUGUUCUUACUCAUUGUAACAAUUAAACGUUUAUAUUGUGACAGAUUUGUGAUUUGGUUAAUCUGUAUAGAUCAGUUGUAAGUAGCAAAGGUUUAUAUUUCGUCUUAUUCUUUUGAUGUUGUAAACGUAUGUGAUUUUCUUUUUUAAAUCAGGUAACUUAAUGUUCUGUUUUGUUUUUGGCAUCUGAAUCUUGUAAAAACAAAUGCAAAGAAAAACAUUAAAUUGUGUCCCUGUAUCACCAAA
Molecule: messenger RNA, 5285 nt
Organism: Haliaeetus leucocephalus (bald eagle)
Lineage: Eukaryota; Metazoa; Chordata; Aves; Accipitriformes; Accipitridae
Gene: MAPK1
Product: mitogen-activated protein kinase 1
Exons: 9
Coding region: 11-1117 (368 amino acids)
Biological process (GO): protein phosphorylation; intracellular signal transduction
Cellular component (GO): nucleus; cytoplasm
Molecular function (GO): MAP kinase activity; ATP binding
Source: RefSeq, a predicted model, not a curated record